Rotaria socialis is the source of this 2616-nucleotide messenger RNA. The record is from the annotation of a GenBank genome assembly. NCBI's taxonomy places the organism in Eukaryota, Metazoa, Rotifera, Eurotatoria, Philodinida, Philodinidae.
AUGGUUAAAUUAGAGCCGAUAAAACCGGUUAUCCGUUCUCGUUCAUCAUCAUCUGAUAGUGACUUCGAUGAUCUAAAUUCAACGUCAUCAUCUGAUUCUGACUUGUCCCUUAUUGAAACAUCUGCAACGAAUUCAUCAAAGUCUUGUCAGAAACGUAAAAUCCCUACGUCUACACAUAUUAUUCCUCAAGGUACAUCAAUUCGUGAUGUGAAUAAUAGUUUAUGGAUGAUACAUCAAUGUGUUAAAGUUUCACAUCAUAAUGAAAGAUUUAUUUAUUUAUGUAGUCAAGUUAAAAGAACAUCCAAUGUACAUGAAUUAAAAAUAUUAGAACAAACUGAACAACAAAAUAUAGUUAAAACAAAGAUAUCACCAUUGAUGUAUUUAACAGAUAAAUUAAAACAAUCAAGACAAACUGUAAUUGAUAAAGCGCGUGCUGAGAAUGAUAAACUUGAUUAUAUUUUUUAUGGAGCAGUUAUUGGAGAUACGAAUAAAGAAAUUGAAUUGAUUAUUUCGAAUAACGAGAAACAAGCAAUCGCGUCAAAUAAAAAUUCGUUAAAUAACAAGUUCUUAUCUUCCUCAGCAAAUGAUCAAAAUUCAAAUAAAAUAAUUCAUGGUAUCGUUGAGUUUCUAAAAGAUGAUGAUACAUAUGAUGAAAAUAAAAUAAAUAAAUAUUCUAUUGAAAUUAUAUUUGUACAAGAUAAAAAGAAAUAUAAUUCAAUUGCAAACCCAUCUGAAUUACUUCAACAGAUUCUAAAAAUAGAAAUUAAAAACUUAAAAGAAAUGCGGAGAAAAAAUUUGAUUAUAAAUAAUAAAACAAAUGAAGAUCUUCAUAAAUUUAUUAUAACAAAGAAACCUGGACAUACUCAAUAUGAUAUUCAAGAAAGUAUCAAUGACGAAGGAGAAAAUCUUUCUUCUCCGCCUUCUUCUUCAUCAGUUGAAUCUUCUACAACUAAAUAUUUACUUAAGCUUGAAAUUAAUACACCAUCAUCAUCAUCAUCAUCUAAACAAUAUACAAUUGAUCAUGAAAUCGCAUUUUAUUCUCGGUUUGCAACACAUGAAAAAUUAAAAUCUUAUAUAAAACGACAUAAUCUUAUGUAUAUCGCCAUUCCUGAAUAUAUAUCACAUGGAACAUAUAAACAUUUGAAUUUAACAUAUAAAUUUUUAAUAAUGGAACAAUACCGUGAAAAUCUUCGUUCACUUAUUUAUUCCUACGAUCAAUCAUUACCUGAACAUAAUGCAUUAAAUCUAUUUCUACAAAUGCUAUAUGUUAUACAAUUUAUUCAUGAAAAAAAUUAUGUUCAUCAAAUAAUUAAACCAAAAUAUAUGAUGUUCGCUAAUAAACAGCCAUACUUUAUUUUUUUAACACAAUUUCGAACUGUUAAAAGUAUACAUGAUACAGAUAGUCGAUCAAGUGAGGUUCCAAAUGAAAAUCGUCCAAUUACAGCCAAUGAAAAUCAACUUGUUAAACAACAAAAUUAUCAAGUUAAAAAGAAAGUAAAACGUUCACAUCGAACACAAUUAGCUGCUAUACACAAUAAAACAUUAUCCGUUGUUCCAUCACCACUACUUGUUAUUGAUGUUCCAAGUCCUACAAUUGAAGAAGAUAAUCUGUUAAUAAACGCAAAUUCAUAUCAUCAUCCAUUUAGUGUUUAUUCUUCCCUUGAUAUGCAUCUUAACGACAAGCAAACCUAUCGCGGUGAUUUAGAAAUGCUUGGUUAUAAUUUAAUUGUUUGGUCUGGCGGACGAUUACCAUGGGAUAAGAAAAAUAAAAAUGUUCAUUUUAAACUACAACGUGAUACAAUAACGAAUGAAAAAAAAUUAGCUAAAUCGAAUGUUAAUGAGUUUGUUAAAAAAUGCUUCUUCAUGAAGUUAAUAUCACCUGUUACAUUACGUGCGAUUUGUGAUUACAUGUCAACUGUUUAUCAAUUGAAUAUUGACGAUAUGCCUAAUUUUGAUCAGUUACGUGCACCAAUCAAAGAAAUUGUUAAAGCAUUAGGUUUUAAAGCAAAUGCAUGUCUUCGUUUAUCAAACUCAAAAUCAAAAGCAACCAACACAUCGAAUAGUACAAAUAAGAAUGUUUUGAAUUCUUCUACUAAUACACAAGAUGUUAAAACUAAUGGAAAUAUUAGCAAGCAUAUCAAUAUUAAUGAUACAACAUCACCAGUAAAAGAGCUUGAAGUUGAACAAGAUGACCUUGAAGAUGAUGAAGAUGAGGAUGAGGAUGAUGACGACGACGAUGACGAUGAUGAUAAUGAUAAUGACGAUGAUGAUGAAGAAGACGAAGAAGAUGAAGAGGAGGGUCAUCCAUGUCCACCGGGAUCAAAUUCAUGUGACGAUGAAGAUGAUGAUGACUCGAGUGAUGAAAAUAAUGACGAUGAUACACAAAUGGAGCAACAAGCUCCAUCAAUUCCAAGUCAUGCAACAAAAACUAAAUGUAAACGUUGCGGUGGUGAUCAUUCACUUGAAGAUCAACAAUCUCAAACAAGUAGCGAUAAACAAAGUAAUAGUAGUACUGGUCCAGGUACAAAUAAUAAUAAUAAUACUCUUACUUAUCAACAAAAACGGCAGCGAUCAAUCGCUAAACGUCUUCAGUUACGUCGUAAAAAGAAAAAUUAA